Acanthaster planci (crown-of-thorns starfish) is the source of this 5106-nucleotide messenger RNA. RefSeq lists its product as uncharacterized. Gene Ontology annotation, biological process: cell surface receptor signaling pathway; T cell costimulation; cellular response to lipopolysaccharide. The record is from RefSeq and is a predicted model, not a curated record. Gene Ontology annotation, cellular component: external side of plasma membrane. NCBI's taxonomy places the organism in Eukaryota, Metazoa, Echinodermata, Asteroidea, Valvatida, Acanthasteridae.
CGUGAACCAACACACGCGCGUACUCCAUUCGUUUGCACAGCACUUUCUGGUUAACAGUGACGUCACACUUUGGUACUCAGUGCACAAAAUCCUUUUGGCCUGGAGAAAAAAACAUCUUCUGCAACUUUCUGCGUCUGCACUAGUCCGCUGUUGGAAGAGAACUCAUCCUUCCAGAACAAAGAAUUGCUCUCUCUGUAUAUGUAGCAGAGAUUCAAAGCUCAAAAAGAUGAUACCAAGAUGGGGUUACGGUGCAUUUUAAAGUAAUGGUUUUCCUUCGGAAGCCAAGUUUAUGGAAAUUCUGAGUACCUUUGUAGCCCACGCCUGUAAUGUAACGCAUCGGCUGAAUUCAAGUUAUAGGCGACAGCCUUACACUUACACCCUCCUGAAGACGAACAGAGCAUACUGUUUGGAACGUUGAUGUCCACCAUCGGUUCUUCUCAGAACCACACACUCAUAAAAGAGAUUCUUCCUUGUACGUGCAACCGCAAGCCUACCUAAUUCAGUGCUUCUACCAUGCUUAGCUGCAAGUCUUAUCUAACCUUACACUAAUUUGAAAUCCUAUGUUGUCACUCUUUGAAUCCACUGAGUUACUACAUCCAGGUCCUGCUCUAUGAUUUGAUAUAAUAAACCACCCUUGUGCUAUCAACUCCUGUCAGUCAUUCCGUCUGUACCCUGAACAGUGUUUCACGACAUCGGCAAAAAAGUGCCGAAGCGACUGGAAGUGGGUUUAAACAGAAACGCAACUGCUCUCCUUUGUCACGUUACUAUCUGUGCGGGCUCUGGCCAGAGCACUAUAUAAGACUUUAGUUGACUUCGUGGCUUCACGUUUCUGUCGCUUGUUCUGCCUCUUCUUGUUAAAAAUGUACAUGAAGGUCGCCAUGUUGAGAACCAGCACAGCAGUCACGAUGCCCAUUCCAACAAAGAGCGCUUCGCUCGCAGUCCAGGUGAAGACCGGUCUCGGGGUGCUUUGUGACUUUUCUGAUCUUCCAAGUGGUAGUGAUGCUGCACCUUCUGAGACGGCACAGGGAGCUGGUUGCUCCCAGCUGCCAGAUCUGACAACUUUGGUGAUAUACCACAGGACCCUGGGCUACUUUCAGCAGCGUGGACAUCCCGCCUUGUGUCAAAAGUCGAAGAAAGUCUGCAGUAAGCGCUGGCUUCAUCAAAGACGCAACCAGGCACCAGACAGUCUAGAGAACAUUCUGUGUUUGUACGUUCGGCACACGGCGAGGCUGUUGCCAAACCAUAGUUUGCGCAGACAGAGCAGGAUGCACAGAAGUAAUACCUACGUGUUGUAUGAAGAGCUUGCUGUGACCCAGAAGCCCUCACCAGUCAUUGUGGGUCAACCUGUAACAUUUACAUGUAACGGAACUUUCUACAAAGAAGAACCCAUCAUUGAGUGGUAUCUUGAUCCUCGUGUUCUUAACAAAACCACAAACAAGAGUUCCUCUCCAAACAUACACCAUCCUGACUGUGUUGAUUUCUUGAGUGAAAUUUCAUUUACACCGGAGAGGGAUCAUGCUUGCCUGACCGUCAAAUGCCAAGCGACAAGUCCUUACACAAUUUUAAUUGAGAAUGCAACAUUGGAGAUACAAGCUCCACCAACGACAAGCGAAAUGUGUGUAUGGAACUCUCAAGAACACGUCUGUCAUGUCUGCGAGAACUGCAGCAAAAAUGCCAGUGUGGGUGAGAGUUUGGGUCUUGAAUGUACUGCCAAGGGUUCGAUUCCCGUCAGUCACCUGGCUUGGCAGGUCAAAGACACCAUGGGCGGGUUGAUGGUACACCCUAACACGGAUUACUCCGAGACAUACAACGACGCCUCUUGGAGUUGGGAUGUUAUCAGCAAAGCCAAGGUUGACAUCAGCGCGGGGGAGAGAUUCUUUGUUGUCACGUGUCAGGUCUUGCAUCCUGACGACACGAUUUUCACAGAGAAGCAUCUCACUGUGUUUGUGGAAGGUGAUCAGCCGGAAGGAAACGCUUGGAAACUUGGAGUCGCCAUAUCCAAUGCCUUGCUUCUUCUCAUAGUCAUUUGUGUGUGCUGCAUCGUUUUGACGAGGAUUCAAAAACGGAGGAAGAACAAGAAAAAAACGAGCGACAGACAAACUCAAGAUGAAGACACCCAUCCAAUGAUCACACAACCUGUUCAAAAACAACAAGGAGGAAACCUUAGACCAGGUGUAACACCCGACCAAGUAUCUGGGGCCUUUAUUCCCGAAUGGGAAUUCCCGCGGCAAAGACUCAAGUUUCAAGAAAUCAUUGGGGACGGUAACUUUGGCCAGGUGCACAAGGCCCUAGCCAAGGGAAUAGUACGCCAUGGCGUCGACACUACGGUUGCGGUUAAGACCAUCAAAGGUGAGAGUGGCUCCUCAGUGUGGUCUGACUUCAAAAAUGAACUGGGUAUAUUCAAAAACCUAAAGCAACAUCCUUACGUUGUCUCCAUUCUCGGCUGUUGUACGAUGACAGAACCUUUCUGCAUUAUCAUGGAGUACGUCCCUAACGGGACACUGCAGGCCUACGUCACUCAGAGACGUCUAGCUUGGACCAAAGCCAAGCUCAGCAACACUGCGCCAAGGGAAGCGUUGGGCGCCGUGCAUAUACUCUCAUUCGCUUUCCAGAUUGCCAAUGGCAUGGAAUAUCUCUCUUCCAUGCACUUAAUUCAUCGUGACCUCGCCACGCGGAACGUGUUAUUGGGGGAGGGGCUCGUAUGCAAAUUGUGUGACUUCGGCUUGGCUCGUGACGUCACAGGAAGCGAUCAGUAUUGCAUGUUAUCUGGGAGUGCCGUGCCCGUUCGUUGGUUGGCCGUGGAGAGCCUCCUUACCAACACCUACACCACUAAGAGUGAUGUCUGGUCCUUCGGAAUACUUCUCUGGGAGUUAGUGACACUUGGUGCACUUCCCUAUCCUGACAUGUCACCCGAUGUCAUCAUUGAUUCCAUUCGGAAUGGACUUCGACUUUCCAGACCAGCCCACUGCGGAACCGCACUGUAUAAAUUGAUGGCGUCCUGCUGGAAAACAUCCUCCAAAUCAAGACCAAGUUUCACAGAACUGCAAAGCAGACUGGACCUGUUCCUGAAAUUCGAUUUGGAUGCCCUGGACAUGCCUAACUUCAUGGCUGAGUAUUACACCUACCUACCCUGAAUCGACCAUGAAAAGCUUCACUUCAGUACGUUAAGAGGGGAAACCAGCCUGGUGGCUCAGGGUUAUUUUGGGACAAGUCCUCUCAUGAACUUCUGCUGUUUGCUUGUUUUUUGACUCUUGGACCUAGCGAUUUUUCUUGUAUCACACUAUACACAGAAAAGAAUAAUAAAAUCCAGUAGCCCAUAAAUGUUUUUUCUAGCACAACAGUUUUCACUCUUUUAGAAGCGAAAAUCUUUUUUACAUAACAUAUUACACGCACGAAUUUGCAUAUGUAAAUUGCAGAAUAACAGUUGUCCGCGUAGAACACAAGAGGGCGCUAUAUACGCUCUGUGGUUAUGAAGGAAGGCUCAUUUUAGAGUAGGCCUAAUUAUGCACGACCCUGCACAGAAGUACUGUGUCCUGUAUCCUAUCCGCAACGUCUGGUUUGCUGUUACUACAUGUACUCUCGUACUUAUAAUGUGUACGGAGUUAUUUUUCUUUAACAUUGCUAAUACAGCUUCGUAAAAACCUUGACCAAUUCCUUUUAAUACAAAUGGCCAACGUUCGCAAACAUCUUAUUCAACCCCCCCCCCCACAUCGAGGGGGCAUAUGUCAACUGUCUAGUAGUAAGCAUUAUAUAUUAUUAUGUAAAGCGGGAGUGCAAAAUGUAGUUGUUCGAGGUGUAUUUUAUUAGAGUUUGUUUUUACUUACUUGAUUUUACUUUGAAAGAGAAGAUGUACAUAAAUGUUGAAUUAAAGGAAAUCAGAAAGGCAACAACGAAUGUGUGACGAGAGGACACACUACCCUUUUAUCAAUCGACCAUGCCACAAAAAUGACAACGUACUAUCAAGGUUCAAAGGUAACAACUGGAAGCAGAACAUUUGUACAGAAUAUACCUACGUGUAUCUGUAAACUCUGAGAAUUUAUUGCUGGUUAUCUUGGAAAUUUGUGAGUUUUGAGUGACGUAACUGUUACAUUUCCGUAGCGAAAGGGACAGUUAAUUGAGUAUCGGUACUUCAUUGUAACGACAUCACUGGUGAGUCUAUCUUAUCAAGCGUGAGAAAAUCGGCUCGACUCGGACAGUUUCGGAGUACCAUAGUACUUUACCUCACACAACACGAAAAAGGGAAUAAAUAUUUUUGAUAAAUUGAGCAUUUAAGUUCUCUUUUUGGAUCUUUAUGUUUUAUGUAAUAACUGUUAUUAAGAGAUGAUAGAUGAGGGUCUAAAUUGAAAACAUACAAAGUUUUGAUUAAAUUUUGUGCAUGUCCUUAUGGGAAUGUCUCCUACUAGUAAUGACCCAUUUUCGGUAAUAAAGAAAAUAAAUGCAAGCAUAUGGUGAAAAUAUUGGAAAUUCCGCGAUGAGAAUUUAUAGUCUGAUGGGAAUUCCCUCCUCUUGAAUAAUCAAUAGACUUGUUCUUAGUCCUUGCACUGUCCCUCAGACUAUGAAUGUUGUUAACGGUUGCAACAAUGUAACUCCGAAAUAAAACCUCUAGCUUUAUGUUUAUGAGGAAACUAGCAUAUAGCUACUCUAAAAGUGCAUUUUACCAUCAAAUUGGUUAAAGUUUUAUGUGCUGUUGAAGGUUUUGUACCUUCUCGUGUAGGUUGUUGAGCAUAAUGAAUAAAUGAAAAAGAACAUUAGGGGCCUAUCAUUGGGCAGCCAUAGUUGAUAAGCAGACAUCAUCAGAGAAAGUUCAAGAGAAUAAAAACAUUCCGGACUAACUAUAUUUGGAAUCAUCAUCUCUUCGUUUUCAAAGGAAGUUACGUUGGUCACACACAGCACAACUACUAUAAGCAAGGGUAGAUCCAGGAAUAUAUGGGGGGGGUCAGGCCGAAGAUUUUUGCAAUGUCCCAUUUUUGUGGACUUUUGUAGUAUCCCCUUUGUACACACAAUAAGAUUCUAUGCGGUGAUAUCUCGUUUCAAAAUUUACGUUGCCAUUAUUUUAUUAUUUUGCUGUUUUUGCACCCCCCGAUCCGCGCCUGGGGGGGGUGUCGA